Molecule: messenger RNA, 1473 nt
Organism: Thamnophis sirtalis
Lineage: Eukaryota; Metazoa; Chordata; Lepidosauria; Squamata; Natricidae
Source: RefSeq, a predicted model, not a curated record
ACUGCGUCGCGUCCUUCUCGGCGCUUUGCCUUCUUCCAAGAUGGGGGACAACGAGGGGGAAGUUUUGCGGGGGACUUUCCCCAGCCUCUUGGCUGAAGGAACCAUGCUUAGCCGACGCGGGGAGCUCACCAAAGCUCUGUCCUACUACACUUACGCCUUACAGCUUCAACCUGGCGACAGAAACUGCCUUGUUGCCCGUUCAAAAUGCUACUUGAGACUUGGAGAUACACAAAAUGCCCUAAAAGAUGCAGAAGCCUCUCUGACUGCUGACAAAGAAUUUACUAAGGGACUGUAUCAAAAAGCAGAAGCUUUGUAUACCAUGGGAGAUUUUGAAUUUGCUUUGGUAUUUUAUCAUCGAGGGCACAAGCUCCGCCCUGAUUUGCAGAAAUUCAGACUGGGUAUUCAGAAAUCCAAAGAAGCAAUUGAAAAUUCAGUUGGAAGCCCAUCAUCCGUGAGAUUGGAGAAUAGAGGGGACCUCUGCUUUCUGAGUCGCCAGGCAGAGAGUAAAAAAGCAAAGCAGAAACUUCAUAUCAAAAAGGAUUCAAAAUACUUAACUAAACAACAGGUCCCCGUAAGGAAUGAGAAGAUGGAAAGGCAGCUCCUGGGAGAGCUCUAUGUUGACAAGGCUUUUCUGGAAAAACUGCUCAAGGAUGAAGAGUUGAUCAAAAGUGUAACCAAGCAGGGAGUAACUGUUGGAGACUUACUUAAUGAGGGUCUUUCCUACCUGGAUACUCGCACAGAUUUCUGGCAGCAACAAAAACCUAUUUAUGCCCGGAUCAGAGAUCGCAAGCUUAUGUUGAAAAGAUGGACCCGAGAUCAGAAGCGGAAGCCCUCUGAGGUGGCAAGAUACAUACUAAAGAGCAUGGAGGACAUUGAUAUCCCUGGGAGGAAAAGAUUCCUCUUAUGAAGAGUAAUUUGGAGAAAACUUGGCUAUUCCACGAAAUUGGCAGAUGCUACCUAGAACUCAACAAAGCAGCUGAAGCUCGAGAUUAUGGUGAAAAGUCCUUGCAGUGCGCGGAGGAAGAGGGAGAUAUUGAGUGGCAGCUCAAUGGUGGGGUACUGGUGGCACAGGCACAGGUGAAACUGGAGGAUUUUCAGUCUGCAGUCACAUACUUUGAAAAGGCUCUAGAGAAGGCAAAACGUAUCCACAAUGAUGCAGCUCAGCAGGCAAUCAUCAUUGCUUUGGAUGAAGCCAACAAAGGGUUCAUCAAAGAGUUGAAAGAAGAACAGAGACUUGAGAGGAUGCGUGAAUUAAAAGAGUUAGAAGAUGAGGAGGAGGAGGAAGAGAAGGAGGAGGCCCUCAAGAGAGAUGCAGCUGAUAAAGAAAAAAAGGAGGAAGCUGAAAAACCUGAAUCUGAAGAAGUGAAAGAGGUAUUACCCCAAGAAGAAGAAGAAGAGGAAAAUAUGAAGUCACAGGUUCCACAUGUGGAACAUGUAGAAUUUGGAGAAAAUGCAGGACUGUUUAGCCACUAG